AGUCAAGUGCCACAACAUUUAGGCUUUUAUGCUUUGAGUUCAGAAAAAACGAUCGGAAUCAAUCUAAAACACAUAAGACCAUCAUAUAAAUGUUCACAUUUCUACCUUGUGUCUCGGAUGAACCACCCUGGCGCGGAUUAGGUUAUCCGGCCGUGAAUCCACCCCCGAUCCGUGCCGAGGAUUAGAUAUCGCCGCAGACUUUACCACCACCGCACGGCAGAGAGAGGAAAGUGGGACUUUAUUGUUAAAGGCUAGCCAGCUAGCUUCUCAGAGCGACUUGUUUGUGUGGGUAUACCGCGGACCGCAGGCUAUAUGGCAACGAAUUACGAGCCUAUAUAUGGACUUUCAGAGGACGAGCAUGACACGCGAGUGCUACGAGUUAAAGUUAUUGCAGGAAUUGAUCUGGCGAAGAAAGACAUCAUCGGUGCCAGUGAUCCUUAUGUCAAACUUUCUCUCUAUGUUGCUGAUGAAAACAAAGAGCUUGGUUUAGUCCAGACAAAAACUAUUAAAAAGACCCUCAAUCCUAAAUGGAACGAAGAAUUCUAUUUCCGGGUGUGCCCACAGAACCACAGGCUACUUUUUGAGGUGUUUGAUGAAAACCGAUUGGCUACUUCCAGGAAUGGCCUUUUUCACCUUGGACAGACAAGAGAUGAUUUCCUUGGACAAGUCGACGUUCCCCUCAGUCAUCUGCCGACAGAGGAUCCUGCUAUGGAGCGCCCAUACACGUUUAAAGACUUCCUGCUUCGACCAAGAAGUCACAAGUCCAGGGUGAAGGGUUACUUGCGUCUGAAGAUGGCCUAUUUGCCCAAACAAGGAGGACAAGAGGAGGAGGCUGGAGAGAUGAGGGAAGAGGCUGAGGGUUGGGAUGAGUCCGCAGAUUCGGGCUCCCAGCGACCCCAGCAGCUGUUGCCUCCUUUGCCUUCAGGCUGGGAAGAAAAGGUGGACAACCUGGGACGCACCUACUACGUGAACCACAACAACCGCACCACCCAGUGGAAGCGGCCUUCAAACAUGGAUGUUAUCUCAGAAAUCGAGAGCGACAAUCAGCAGCGGCAAAUAAAUCAGGAGGCACAUCGUGUUUUCCGUGCGCGGCGCCACAUCAGCGAAGACCUAGAGAACGAGCGCAUGGACUCCAGGGACAUGGACAAUUCCUGGGAGCUCAUCACCGAAGAGGAUCCCAACGAUAGCUUGGCCCAGUCUCUGCCCGCUCCCUCCUCUGUUUUGACCCCGCAGCACUCGCCAACGCCUGCUGCUCAGGAGUUCUCUGAAGACCUAAAUCUGAGGCUGUCAAUCACCCCUGAAACGAACGGUGAACUGCCAGGGCCCAGCUCCUCUCUGAGCCAGCUGUCAAACAGACUCCGGUCUUCAAGUAUGACAGAUGGUGUCAGUGAUCAGGCCCAGGCACCUCCUCUAACGCAGGGUCCCCAGACCAGAAGAACAAGAGCUCAAACUGUGUCAGGUGGUGAGGAGCCCAUGUCCCCCUCGGCAGCUUCCUACACCUUGACCACCCCCGGCCUGCCCCCCGGAUGGGAGGAGAGGAAGGACGCCAAGGGAAGAACUUAUUACGUCAAUCAUAACAACCGCACCACUACUUGGACUAGGCCAAUUGUGCAGCUGACUGAAGACGGAGCCAGCACCUCAGCAGCAGCAGCAGCAGUAGCAUCAGGGCCUGCCUCAGCCCUGGUACCCUCUUCCACCCCUCCCUCCUCCUCUUCCAAUGCUUCCAACCACCACCUCCAUGAGCCCCAAGUCCGACGACCUCGUAGCCUCAGCUCUCCCACUGUCACCCUUUCCACUCCUUUGGAGGGUGCCAACAAUAUCCAGGUGCGGAGGGCGGUGAAAGACACCCUCUCCAAUCCGCAGUCUCCUCAGCUGUCUCCGUACAGCUCCCCAAAAUCACAACACAAGACCCAGCAGAGCUUCUUGCCCCCGGGCUGGGAGAUGAGGAUAGCCCCUAAUGGACGGCCUUUUUUCAUCGACCACAACAGCAGAACCACCACCUGGGAGGACCCCAGGUUGAAAUAUCCCGUCCAUAUGAGGAAUAAGAACUCAAUGGAACCUGGUGAACUUGGUCCUCUUCCUCCCGGAUGGGAGGAAAGAGUUCACACAGACGGACGCACUUUCUACAUCGACCACAAUACAAAGACCACUCAGUGGGAGGACCCCCGUUUACAGAGUCCAGCUAUCACGGGACCUGCUGUUCCCUACUCCAGAGAGUUCAAGCAGAAAUAUGACUACUUCAGGAAAAAAUUAAAGAAACCGGCGGAUAUUCCCAACCGCUUUGAGAUGAAGCUGCACAGGAACAACAUCUUUGAGGAGUCCUACCGUCGAAUCAUGUCCCUGAAGAGGCCAGAUGUUCUAAAAGCACGAUUAUGGAUUGAGUUUGAAUCAGAGAAAGGAUUGGACUACGGUGGCGUGGCCAGAGAGUGGUUCUUCCUCCUGUCUAAGGAGAUGUUCAAUCCCUACUACGGCCUGUUCGAGUACUCUGCCACGGACAAUUACACUCUCCAAAUCAAUCCUAAUUCUGGCCUCUGCAAUGAGGAUCAUCUUUCCUAUUUCAAGUUCAUCGGACGUGUGGCAGGAAUGGCUGUGUUUCAUGGAAAACUCCUGGAUGGUUUUUUCAUACGUCCAUUUUACAAGAUGAUGCUGGGGAAACAGAUAUCGCUUAAAGACAUGGAGUCUGUGGACAGCGAAUACUAUAACUCCCUAAAGUGGAUUCUGGAAAAUGAUCCCACAGAACUUGACCUCAGGUUUUGUAUUGAUGAGGACAACUUUGGACAGACAUAUCAGGUUGACCUGAAGCCCAGCGGUUCAGACAUGGUGGUCACCAAUGAGAAUAAGAAAGAAUACAUUGACUUGGUCAUCCAGUGGAGGUUUGUCAACCGGGUCCAGAAGCAGAUGAACGCCUUCCUGGAGGGAUUCACUGAGCUCAUUCCAAUAGAUUUGAUCAAGAUCUUUGAUGAAAAUGAACUAGAGCUGCUCAUGUGCGGCUUGGGCGACGUCGACGUUAACGACUGGAGACAACACACAGUUUACAAGAACGGCUACUGUCCCAACCAUCCAGUGAUCCAGUGGUUCUGGAAGGUUGUCCUGUUGAUGGACGCUGAGAAGAGAAUCCGACUCCUCCAGUUUGUUACGGGAACGUCGCGAGUGCCGAUGAAUGGCUUUGCUGAACUUUAUGGUUCUAAUGGCCCUCAGCUGUUUACAAUUGAGCAGUGGGGAACACCAGAUAAGCUACCAAGAGCUCAUACUUGUUUUAACCGCUUGGAUCUGCCCAGCUACGAAUCCUUCGAGGACCUGAGAGAGAAGCUCCUCAUGGCGGUGGAGAACGCUCAAGGCUUCGAGGGAGUCGACUAAAGCGCCCCCUUCUGACUCUAUCCAGCAACAACCAAUAGCAAAGAAAUGAAACCAGCUGCGUGUAGCAGUUUUUGUGCGAGCAUGUUGUACUGUAUCGCCUGACCGUGAGCCGUCUCCACUGCAUGGUGGUUUAAAGACUGUACAGCAACUUGUCGAGCCAAUAUGCCUACGUGUUUCUAUCUUUACAAUGCGGAAUGGGUCACUCCUUUUCUUUUUUUAGAUGCUGGGGAGAGAAAAGGGAGCGUUGCACUGCCUCGGUUCUGAGAUGUCUUAUUUGCGAGCUUGAUCGACGGAAAAAAAAACAAAAAAAAACGCAGCAGGAUUCCCAGAGUCCAGCAUUUCUUCCCCUCUUCCCCCAUCCUAUGAAUAUCUACAGUGCCGGAAAAGAUGCAUUUCAGUAGCUCUACUAUAGCACAGUGUUUGAGCCCCUUUUGUUGGAGAGCUCUUAGCAUGGCCUUAAUCUGGCUCCCAUAUGCACUACUUCUCCUAAGAAGCUGCAAAGGCACUACAAUCUUAGAUCUUAUUCAAAUAUUUAACCCAACACCAGGUUACCUUAGGAAUGCUAGCCAGUCACAUUUCAGGAAAUCAGACACACCCCUCCGUAGAGCCUUGUCUGGGUCGUGAUCAGAUAGCGCUGCUGCAGCCUUUAUAAAAUAAACAUUUCUUUUUUUUAAAGUCACUAAUGAAGAUUGAAUAAGACUACAUGACAUAAGCCCCACUAUGAUUUCCCUUGUUUUUUUUGUUUGUUUGUUUUUUUAAAUAUAUAUACAUAAUUUAGUGGUCACGCAACAGAAUUUCUUUUACUAAUCCUUUGUAACUGACAGGAAAAUAUGGUAUGUAUUUGUACUGAUGAACAAUGUUCUUUGCUAUUUCAAAAACCGCGUAUGACAUGAUGUUUGAAGUUCAGGUCUGGUUCGUUCUGGGGGCGAGAAGAGUCCAUAUCAUUUGUUACGGUGAUGGCAAAUGUGUUUGGGAAAAACAAAACAAAACAAAAAAAAAACGUUUUUACUGUAGUGCUUUAAAAGCAGCAUGAAACUGUGCGUUGUGUUUGCUUUUGACUACGUACUAACUUUGGAAAUGCAACCGCUCUCGAGGUCAUGAAGGGAAAUGUCAAAUUGUGGCAAGUUUCUGUGAUUAACUUAAUGCUCCUCAUGUCUGUUGCUGUUCAUAAUGCUGUAAAAUUGUUCUUUUUUUUUUUUUUUAGUUCUUUUUUUUGUCCGGGGGGAGGAGUGCAUUUUAAGUUCUUCAUGAGAUAUAAAUAUGUAUGUAUUACAUUUAACAGAAGUAUUACUGAUCAACACUAAAAUGAAGCCGCGUGUGAGUGAAUGUUGGUGUGAAAAGCUGUGAUUACCGCUGAAUAUAAAGCAGCACGUUUCUUACAAAGACAAAUGUUUUUCCUAUUUUCUUUUUUUUUUAUAUUCUCUUCCUUGUCUCUGUUUUUUCUAACACAACUGAACCUAAAGGGCACUUUAUAGAUCACUCUGAGGUCAUGUCGCCUGAUUUAUGUCUUUUUUUUUUUUUUCAUUUACUUGAAUGUGGUUCUUUCCUUUCAGAGCACUUACUGGUGCAAUAUAAAUACUCUGUAAAUUUGGGCUGCUGCUACGGUAGAAACAGAAGUGAACAAGACACUUCAUUUUCUUAAGUUCAUAUCCUGUUUUGAGCUGUUGUUUGAUAUUUUCCUCUCGUACGUUUCUUACCCCGGUGAUCUCAAUUCUGACUGACUUGUUUUUUUUUUUUUUUUUUUAAAUCAGGUUUUCUUUUUUUAAUGGAUGCUGAGAAAUAUAAUUUUUGUUGAUGAUUCCACUACUUUCUGCAAUUCUGUGGUUCAUUUAACUUUAAAUAAAAAUGACACUUCUUA
Molecule: messenger RNA, 5215 nt
Organism: Xiphophorus maculatus (southern platyfish)
Lineage: Eukaryota; Metazoa; Chordata; Actinopteri; Cyprinodontiformes; Poeciliidae
Gene: nedd4l
Product: neural precursor cell expressed, developmentally down-regulated 4-like, E3 ubiquitin protein ligase
Exons: 32
Coding region: 313-3357 (1014 amino acids)
Biological process (GO): ubiquitin-dependent protein catabolic process; regulation of dendrite morphogenesis
Molecular function (GO): protein binding; ubiquitin protein ligase activity; sodium channel inhibitor activity
Source: RefSeq, a predicted model, not a curated record